AUGGCUUUCCGACGUUUAUACAUCGACGGCACAACCUUCAGGGAUUCCAAGAACCGAGAGGUCAUAUUAAGAGGAAUCAACGUCGAUGCCACUGCGAAGUUCCCCAAGACCCCAAAUAUACCGUCAUACGUUUCGAAAGGGUUCUUCGAUGGAGACAAUGUCUCCUUUGUAGGGCGGCCAUUUUCUUUAGAGGAUGCUCCCACACACUUCGAAAGGUUGAAAAAAUGGGGGUACAAUCAAAUCAGAUAUAUAUUCACUUGGGAGGCCAUUGAGCAUAGAGGCCCAAGAAUAUACGAUGAAGAUUGGAUCGAUUUUACGAUCCAAAUGCUGCGGGUGUUGAAUAGGUACGGCUUUUAUGUCUAUAUGGAUCCACAUCAGGAUGUGUGGUCCCGGUUCUCAGGAGGCUCUGGGGCACCUAUGUGGACUCUAUGUGCUGCUGGGCUAGAUCCUUUGAAUUUUAGUGCGACCGAAGCCGCACUUGUCCAAAAUACCUAUCCUGAUCCCGCUUCUUUUACAAAAAUGAUAUGGAGUACAAAUUACACUAGACUUGCAUGUCAGACAAUGUUUACUUUAUUCUGGGCAGGAAAGGAUUUUGCUCCCAAGGCCAUCAUCGAUGGACUCAAUAUCCAAGAUUUCCUUCAAGACCAUUAUAUUUCCGCCGUUAAACAUUUAGCACAGCGUAUCAAAGAAGCUGGGGACUUAGAAAAUGAAGUAGUGAUCGGAUGGGAGUCCAUGAAUGAGCCAAACAGAGGCCUAGUGGGAUAUCAGGAUAUCUCCGUCAUACCUCAAGAACAACAGCUUCAGCUCGGUACCUCUCCGACUGCUUUUCAGGCCAUGUUGACUGGUUCCGGGCGAGCCUGUGAAAUUGCCACCUGGGCAUUUGGGGGUUUUGGCCCCCACAAAACUGGCAGACAGUUGGUUGACCCUAAAGGAGUUUCUGCCUGGCUCUCAACGUACUACGAAGACACCAAGUAUGGCUGGGAGAGAGAUCCCCAGUGGAAGCUUGGUGAAUGCUUGUGGGCACAGCAUGGAGUUUGGGACCCGAAAUCCAAUACGCUAUUAAAAAAGGAUUAUUUCGCCAAGGAUCCCAAAACCGGUCUCCCAUUGGACUAUGAAGGGUUUACCAAUCAGUAUUUCAUGGAUCAUUUCCGAAAGUACAGGGAUGCUAUUAGAAGUGUCCACCCAAAUGCCAUACUCUUUUGCCAGCCUCCAGUCAUGGAAAUGCCUCCUAACUUGAAAGAUACAGCAGAUGACGACCCCAAUAUGGUCCAUGCGGUUCAUUUUUAUGAUGGACUUACUCUGAUGACGAAGCACUGGAGUCGAUUAUAUAACGUUGACGUAGUCGGCAUUCUCCGAGGAAAAUACCUCACUCCUGCAUUUGGUAUUAAACUUGGUGAAACAGCCAUUCGAAAUUGCCUGCGAGACCAACUUCGGUUUCUACGAAAGGAAAGUUUAGAAUUAAUGGGAACUCAUCCGGCAAUUCUCACAGAGAUCGGUAUUCCUUACGAUAUGGACGAUAAGUACGCCUACAAAACUGGAGACUAUAGUAGCCAAGUCAGCGCGAUGGAUGCCAAUCACUAUGCUAUUGAAGGCAGUGGAAUGAACGGCUUUUCGCUUUGGACCUAUAUGUCAACGAACAUACACGAAUGGGGUGACCACUGGAAUGGAGAAGACUUGUCGAUUUAUUCUCUCGACGAUCUUCCUCUGCCUACGGGAAAACCGUUAAGCGAUGUUUCGAAACAGCAGUCUAGCGCUUCCCUUGACCCUGCUUCACCUGCCUUCUCUCUGAGUCGGGCUGAUUCGGUUAGCACUGAAAUCAAGCCAGAUAAUCUUAAAAGGGCAAUUUUUACCCCAUCAAUUUCAGCCAGAGCAAUUCCAAAUCUAGAAUCAAGCGACCGUCUCGGGUAUCGAGCCGCCGAAGCGUAUAUCAGGCCAAGUCCGGUUGCAAUACAUGGGGAUCUUGCACAAUAUGGGUUUGAUCUCCGCACUUGUUUGUUCACUAUGGACGUAACGUCCAUGACUGCCACACCCCGACAUAGCCCAACUAUUAUCUAUCUUCCAGAGUUUCACUACCCAAGCAUGCAUAUCAAUGUCACACUCAGCAGUGGGCAAUGGGAUAUUGACAAAGAAGAAACUGGGUCGGGUUUUGUCCAAUACUUAAGGUGGUGGCAUGCUGAAGGAGAACAGAAGAUUGAAAUUCAGGGAGCGAAAAGAAAGCCUGGCGAGAAUCUGGAAUUCCUCGAAGAUGAACAAUAUCUCAAACAAUGCCGGCGUGGUACCUGUGUUUUAAUGUAA
Ophidiomyces ophidiicola is the source of this 2295-nucleotide messenger RNA. RefSeq names its product endo-1,4-beta-glucanase (gene EGC1). Gene Ontology annotation, molecular function: steryl-beta-glucosidase activity. Gene Ontology annotation, biological process: ergosteryl 3-beta-D-glucoside catabolic process; carbohydrate metabolic process. Bases 1 to 2295 code for a protein of 764 amino acids. The transcript has 4 exons. NCBI's taxonomy places the organism in Eukaryota, Fungi, Ascomycota, Eurotiomycetes, Onygenales, Onygenaceae. The record is from RefSeq and is a predicted model, not a curated record.